AUCAACACCAAGUCCUAUUUUGUCUGAGUGCCAGCACUUACCUCCGGACAAAAUAUCACACAAUGGCAACUCUGGUAGACUCAAUUCUCAACUCGGACCCUCUCGGUCCAACUCCAUCCUCAUCACGACGCCCGCAGAACGAUGUCCCCUCCUCAUCACGAGCCCGUCCUAUCCCCUCUGAAAGCAACGGCAUACCGUCUGAAGCAGACAUCUUCCCGGACGAUGAGAUCGCCGCGGUCGCCCGUGGCAGAAAUAGGAACCCUCUGGACCGUAAUGUAUCGCAGGUAGCCGACCGCGCAGGAGAGAGAGUGCAACAAGCCUUCGAAGAUUUCCUCGAAUCACACAUUGAAGACCCUUCCUCGUCGGCUUUACCACCCUCGAGUGAACUGAAAACAGACAAGUACUACAUAAACCAGAUACAUGGAUUGCGCGAGUUCCAGCUUUCAACACUAUAUGUCGACUACCGCCAUCUACUGUCAUACAAAGAAGGCCCAAUCCUGGCAGAUGCGAUUGCGAACCAGUAUUACCGAUUCUUGCCAUUUCUGACCAAGGCUCUGCAUAGUCUCCUGGCGAAACAUGAGCCAAUAUACUUCAAAGACCAUCGACAGAUGACUAGCAAUGCUUCACAGGCUGGCACGUCCAUGGCCGGCAAUGCGACCAGUGAGGGAAGCAGCCAGGGCGACAAGACUCUGAAUCAGCAGACGGAUAAACUUUUCACACUCGCCUUCUAUAAUCUGCCACUUGUGUCCAGAGUACGGCAGCUGAGAACAGAUCAGAUUGGAAAGCUGCUGUCCAUUUCAGGCACAGUCACCAGAACAUCUGAAGUGCGCCCAGAGCUGGCUUUGGGCACCUUCAUUUGCGAAGCCUGCAAUACCACAGUUCCAAACGUCGAGCAAACAUUCAGAUACACAGAGCCGAAUGUAUGUCCCAACCUGACCUGUGGCAACAAGGUCGCAUGGCGAUUGGACAUCCAGAAUAGCACUUUUGUGGACUGGCAGCGGUGUCGUAUUCAGGAGAACAGCUCAGAAAUCCCUACUGGAAGCAUGCCGCGAACGAUGGACGUCAUCCUACGAGGAGAACAAGUCGAACGCACCAAGCCUGGUGAGAAAUGCGUUUUUACCGGCACGUUGAUCGUGGUGCCAGACGUUUCCCAGCUCGGUAUCCCCGGCGUCCGACCAGAAGCAUCUAAGGACAACAGAAAUUUCCGUGGUGCUGAUGCUGGGGGAGCUGGUGUGACCGGACUGAAAUCUCUGGGAGUACGCGACCUCACAUACCGCAUGGCCUUCCUGGCCUGCUUCUCGUGCCCUGAUACCACAACGCCUGGUCAGGCUGCCAACCAACUGAAUGGUCAAUCAACCAAUAUCCUUAACUCGCUGCACCAAACUGAUCUGUUUGAUCAAUACGACAGUGGAGAACGAGCUCAAGAGGCUUAUCUUGAGACCCUGACACAUGAAGAGAUCGAGGACCUGAAGUACAUGGUCCACUCAGACAAGAUUUACAGCAGGCUUGUUCAGAGUAUCGCACCAACGGUAUAUGGUCACGAGAUUAUCAAGAAAGGUCUCCUACUGCAACUGCUUGGAGGCGUGUCCAAGAAGACGCCUGAAGGCAUGGCCCUCAGAGGCGACAUCAAUAUCUGUAUUGUGGGAGAUCCAUCGACCUCGAAAUCGCAGUUUCUCAAAUACAUUGCGUCCUUCCAGCCCCGUGCGGUCUACACGUCUGGCAAGGCGUCAAGUGCCGCCGGUCUGACAGCAGCUGUGGUCAAGGAUGAAGAAACAGGAGAACAUACCAUCGAAGCCGGCGCUCUCAUGUUGUCCGACUCUGGCACUUGCUGCAUCGACGAGUUCGACAAGAUGGAUAUCAGCGACCAAGUUGCCAUUCACGAAGCCAUGGAACAGCAAACGAUUUCGAUUGCAAAGGCCGGUAUCCACGCCACGCUCAACGCCCGAACAAGUAUCCUCGCAGCCGCCAAUCCUAUCGGAGGCCGGUACAAUCGCAAAACCACGUUAAGAGCAAACAUCAACAUGUCGGCGCCCAUCAUGUCGCGUUUCGAUUUGUUCUUUGUCGUUCUCGACGAAUGCAACGAGAACAUCGACCGCCACCUCGCGGAACACAUCGUCAACCUGCACAUGCUGAAGGAUGACUUCGUGCAGCCCGAAUUUUCGACAGAGCAGCUACAAAGAUAUAUCCGCUUUGCCCGCACGUUCAAACCAAGAUUCACACCCGAGGCGAUGAAUCUGCUCGUCCAGAAAUACAAGGAUCUCCGUGCGGCCGAUUCGGGCGGUCUGGGACGAAACAGCUACCGCAUCACCGUAAGACAAUUGGAGUCACUGAUCCGUCUGAGUGAAGCAAUCGCCAAGGCGAACUGUGUCGAGGAUAUCACGGUACCCAUGGUCCUCGAAGCAUAUGAUCUACUUCGCCAGUCGAUCAUCACCGUCGAGAAGGACGAUGUCGAUGUCGAAGACGACGAAGAGGAGCCGGCGCAACCAAACGGAGAGGAUCACGAGGACGGAGACAGUCCCAUGGCCGAGGGCGAGAACCACAACGAACCAGAAACUCGUGCUGACGGUACACCGGCUCCAAACCGCGCCACCACAAAGAUCACGUUCGAGAAGUACCACGAGAUCCAGAACAUGCUGGCCUCGCGGAUUCGCGACGAGGAAGAUCAGAAUGGUGAAGGUCCCGAGCACGAGGAACUAUUGCUGUGGUACCUUGAGCAGGUCGAGAGUUCUAUCUCGAACGAGGACGAGCUCAAUACUGAGCGGUCGUUGGCUAAGAAGGUCCUGAAAAGGAUGGUCAAGGAUAACGUGAUCAUCCCUAUCCGUGGUGAAGGGCUCGUGGGAGAUGACGAGCAGGAUCAGGACGCUGCGGCGAAUGCCACAAGACUUAGCUACGCGUUACAUCCUAAUUGCGGGAUCUUUGACGACGAGUAGGCAUUUGUAUCUCUAGGUGUUUGGGGCGUGAGGUGCAUGCUUUCCGAAGGAUGCGCACGAUGACUGAGAACGUUUAUGUUCUGCACAUGAUCUUAACGAGACUUGAGGCUCAAGGUUCGGGCGUUGUGACUGGUCUUUUGGCUGUCAACGAGAUUAGCUCGAUG
Exophiala viscosa is the source of this 3094-nucleotide messenger RNA. RefSeq names its product minichromosome maintenance protein 6. Gene Ontology annotation, biological process: mitotic DNA replication; DNA replication initiation; double-strand break repair via break-induced replication. Gene Ontology annotation, cellular component: nucleus; MCM complex. NCBI's taxonomy places the organism in Eukaryota, Fungi, Ascomycota, Eurotiomycetes, Chaetothyriales, Herpotrichiellaceae. The transcript is spliced from 2 exons. The record is from RefSeq and is a predicted model, not a curated record. The coding region runs from base 63 to 2930 and encodes 955 amino acids. Gene Ontology annotation, molecular function: ATP binding; single-stranded DNA binding; single-stranded 3'-5' DNA helicase activity.